UAUACAUAUGAAAAGAAAAAAAAUUACAAAAACAGAAGAAUACUGUAACCUCACUUUUUACGAAUUAUGUCAUAAAUUUAAGGAAAAUGUCUCAAGUAAAAUUAUUGGGUCAACUUUGCGAAAAAGUCCUUCGUAGACAACAAUCUUAUCGUUGUGGUGCCAGAUGUAUGUCUGAUUGGGUGCCCCAAGAAAAGGAAACACACACUGGACAGAAAUGGGACAAAGACGAUUACAGAUUAUCCAGGUUUGUUAACAGGCCGAAACACGUAAAUCCCAAUUUCGCUAUUAAACUAAUAGAUAAAGUCGCACCGAUUCCCAAGAAGGAACGAGUGGUAUGGUGCGAUGGUGGCAGUGGCCCCACUGGUCAUCCAAAAGUCUACAUUAAUUUGGAUAAACCCGGAAAUCAUACAUGUGGUUAUUGUGGACUGAGAUUUGUUAAAGAAGAAAGUCACUAA
Molecule: messenger RNA, 455 nt
Organism: Phyllotreta striolata
Lineage: Eukaryota; Metazoa; Arthropoda; Insecta; Coleoptera; Chrysomelidae
Source: the annotation of a GenBank genome assembly